GAUCUUCGAUCGAUUCUUCAAGACCCACGAUUUUUGUCCGAUUCAGAUCGUUGAAGCCGUUUAACAUCGUAAAAUCGUGUGAUCUUAGGAUUUAGAUCGCGAUUUUAACAACCAUGCGUGGUACUGUUCACCGAACACUGUUCACACACCGAGGGCCAACAAUUAAUAGGGAUUUAAGUGAUUAGUUUGUGAUAUAAGAACGAAUUUGGAGAUAUCUGAUAAUGUGGAGAUUUAUAGAAAUAGCAUCAUGAUUAAGGGUGAUCUUAAUGAUGAUUUCAGUUUAAAUUUGUGAUAGUCCGGUAUUAAUUCUGAGGUAUUUUGAUUAGGUUCUCGAUCGUUCUGUCAGUUUAGUACGUGAAUUGAGUGCUCGGUUUUGCGGAGUGAGGAACCGAAACCGAGGACGGGGAAACCACGGGAAGUGACGAGUUAGAUGGCCAGCCAUUUCGAGAUUGAUAUAGAUUUUAGAAAUAAAUCGUGAUUUUAUAAGCUAGAGUGUAUUUGGAGAUUUAUGAUAUCGGAGAAAUUUUAAAGAUUUGAUCUUUAGAUUUUGGUGUUAUCAAACUGUGAUAUGAUAAGUUCCAAGCUUUGUGCAUUUGUGAGACUUUCUCACAAGUGCACGGCGUCUGUCGCGCCUCUAAUUCGGGUUUUGGGGUGUGACAGUAACUUUGAUUUAAGCACUUAUAUUAAUAUAUCAAAAUAGUUUGUAAUACAAGUUAAAGGAAUAAAAUAGAAAUGAACAA
Messenger RNA from Rubroshorea leprosula, 740 nucleotides. Lineage: Eukaryota; Viridiplantae; Streptophyta; Magnoliopsida; Malvales; Dipterocarpaceae. The record is from the annotation of a GenBank genome assembly.